CAGGGGACUGAGACACCCGCAGAAUUGUCUUUUAGAUCGUUCGAGAGAAAAAAAAAAAAGGGUGGCGCUGUGAUUGCUCCAAAAACUCGCGUGGCUUAGAGUCAUUGACAUCAUUGAUUUUUUUUCAUGCUGUACUUAGCCAAAUGUCUCACUCCGGAUUGUAUUCUCCCAAUCGCGUUUCCACACGCGCCGAGUCUCCCUUUGCAACAGUGACAUGCCAAUUGGAGCACCAUCAGCGGGUCUUUGGAGUUGAAAGUGGAAGAAUCUCGUGAUUUCGUGUUUUGCGUUACACAGCGUUCGUGACCGGACCAUCUCACUCACCCAAUAUCUCUCAGACACAUACCUCGCCCUCACCCACUCACCCACACACACACACUCACUCGCAAUCACAAUGGCACCCGGCCCGCGCGUGAUAUACUGGUUCCGGACCGACCUCCGGCUCCACGACUCGCCCGCCCUUGCGGCAGCACUCGCCCUCGAGCCGGCCGCCCUGUGGCCCAUCUUCACCUGGGAUCCGCACUACGUGUACCGCGCCCGAGGCGGCCUGAACCGGUGGCAGUUUCUACUGGACUGCCAGAAUGACCUCUCAGGGAGCAUCACCAAGCUCAACCCAAAGUCCAAGCUCUUUGUGCUACGCGAGGGCCCGCAGACGUUGUUCCCCAAGCUCUUCAAGGCGUGGAAGGUGACGCAUCUCGUCUUUGAAAAGGACACGGACGCGUACGGCCGCGAGCGCGACGAGGUGGUCAUCAAGGCCGCCCAGGAUGCCGGGGUGGAGGUGAUUAUCAAGAGCGGGCGGACGCUGUGGGACAGCGACGCCGUGGUCGAGAAGCACGGCGGCAAGCCGACCAUGUCCAUGUCGCAGCUGCAGGCGGCUGGCGCCAAGGUCGGGCCCAUAGCGAAGCCCAUUGCCGCGCCCAAAUCGCUGCCGGACCCGGGUGAGAUGCCGGUGGAAUUUGAGCAGACGCAGCCCGAGACGAAGCCCGAUUUCAACGCGGAGAACCGGACCGAGGGCGGAGACGCGGCGUACAAGAAGAUAGCGGGGCCCAAGGGGGAUUUCGCGAUUGAGACGAUGGAGGAGCUCGGGUUCCCGUCGGCGACAACGCCUCACAAGGGCGGAGAGACGAGGGCGCUGGCGAUGCUCAAGGAGAUUCUAGCCGACAAAAAGUACACGGCCACGUUUGAGAAGCCAAAGACGAGCCCUGCGGCGUUUGAGCCGCAGUCGACGACCUUCCUGUCGCCGUUUCUGCACUUUGGGGCGCUGUCGGUGCGCGAGUUCUACUGGAGAGUGCAGGACGUCGUGACAAAGUACGGCAAGGGGGCCUCCAAGGUGCCUGAGAGCUUGCUGGGGCAAUUACUCUUCCGCGACAUGUACUUUGCGGCGCACGCGGCACUGGGCUACCAGUUCACGCAGACCGCCAACAACCCCUACUGCCGCUUCAUCCCGUGGCAUUUGCCGUCCAAGGUCGACCACGAGACGGGCCUCGUGACGGGCGAGUACCACGUCGACUCAGCGGAGGCGGACGAGUGGUUCCGGCGGUGGAAGUACGGCGUGACGGGGUUCCCAUGGAUCGACGCCCUGAUGCGGCAGCUUCGAGAGGAAGGAUGGAUCCACCACCUGGGCCGCCACUCGGUCGCCUGCUUCUUGACAAGGGGCGGUUGCUACAUUGACUGGGAGCGCGGCUGCGAAGUGUUUGAGGAGUGGCUGCUCGACCACGAGCCCGCGUGCAACGCCGGCAAUUGGCAAUGGCUGAGCUGCACGGCCUUCUUCUCGCAGUACUUUCGGUGCUACAGCCCCGUGUCGUUUGGGCAGAAAUGGGACAAGCAGGGCGCCUUUGUGCGGCGAUGGGUGCCGGAACUCAAGGACCUGGACGCCAAGUAUAUUUACGAGCCGUGGAAAGCACCGCUGCCGGACCAGAAAAAGGCCGGGGUCCGGGUGACGGGUCGUGGGGAGAAGCAGGAAAAGGGCUUGUACCCGAAGCCAAUGUUCGACUUCAACGAGAGGAGGACGGCGUGUCUAGCGGCGAUGAAGCAGGCGUACGGGGUCGGCCUCCACGGGAACGACGACAAGGUGCGGGACGGCAGCUGGCGCGAGCUCUUCGCGGGCCAGGACACGGAGAUGAUGGACGAGUUUGAGAGCGACGACGGCGAGCACGCUGACCACGGCGAGGACCACAAGACGGCGCGGCCCAAGGGAGACGAGAUCACGCCGGCGAAGCGCGGUGCCGACGAAGGGAGCGCUGAGCAGCACGCCGAAAAGAAGAAGAAAAAGUCGUAGCCCAGCGUGGUCGUAGCUGCGGGGGUUGAUGAGAAGGUGAAUGGAUCUGUAGCGUCGCAACGUUAGUAUAGUCGCACGACGAUCUAGGUGGCGGACAGUAAACUUCAAGUUGUUGGCUGCAACGAGACGAAGCUGUUUGUGACCUGCCGGCUAGCAAAUGAGAAAGAUAAUUUGCCAUGUUUAUGACCGCCGCCCAUAAUGAAGCGACCAGGGGUUCGAUUAAAGUUGUAGAUAAAACCACAACGCUGUAAUACGUGUCGUGGCAUGUGGUUGAGUGUUCCCCGGGCAAGGUCAGUAAUACGCCGCUGCGUAAAACACGCUGGAGGUGACGUCGCACCCCGGUCCUUGACUUGGCGCACGGCCC
Molecule: messenger RNA, 2639 nt
Organism: Colletotrichum godetiae
Lineage: Eukaryota; Fungi; Ascomycota; Sordariomycetes; Glomerellales; Glomerellaceae
Product: DNA photolyase
Exons: 2
Coding region: 392-2275 (627 amino acids)
Biological process (GO): entrainment of circadian clock by photoperiod; circadian regulation of gene expression
Cellular component (GO): cytoplasm; nucleus
Molecular function (GO): deoxyribodipyrimidine photo-lyase activity; FAD binding; DNA binding
Source: RefSeq, a predicted model, not a curated record